ACCGAAUCAUGUUUCAAAGCUGAACACGGCCCCUGAAAAAAAUCCAAUCCCCAUCAACCGGACAAGCCUCUCCCAUGCCGGCCGACGAGUAUUCGACGCCCGGCGGAGGCGGUAAGCUCAAGCUGAAGGGCUCCAAGAUCGCCGAUGGCCGAGUAGAGAAGAAGAAAAAGAAGAAGAAGCAAAAGGAAAUGGAGAAAGAGCCCAAGAAGGCUUCUCCUGAUGCGGACGCAGAGCAGCAGCAACAACAACCACCACCACCAGACGAAAACGAAACCAGCACGCCAAGAGAUACGUCUCGUGCACCCGACGAUGAGGCUGAUCAUCCCGAGGAAGCAUCACCGGACGCUGGCUCCGCUGGCAAAACCGAGGCGGAGAGGAGACAUGAGGAGAUGAGGAAGAGGAGGCUGCAAGAACGCCUGAAACGGGAAGGGGUCAAAACUCACAAGGAGCGCGUGGAGGAGCUCAACAAGUACCUCAGUCGAUUGAGCGAACACCACGAUAUGCCCAAGAUUGGACCCGGUUAAGUUACUGCAAGGAUGGGGGUUUGGGUUAUGUAUUUUAUGUUGUUUUUGUUUUGUUCUCUAAUAACAUCAAAUGUACCGUACUAUGUACACA
Aspergillus japonicus CBS 114.51 is the source of this 615-nucleotide messenger RNA. RefSeq names its product DUF1754 domain-containing protein. The record is from RefSeq and is a predicted model, not a curated record. Gene Ontology annotation, cellular component: nucleolus. NCBI's taxonomy places the organism in Eukaryota, Fungi, Ascomycota, Eurotiomycetes, Eurotiales, Aspergillaceae. The coding region runs from base 75 to 524 and encodes 149 amino acids. The transcript is spliced from 3 exons.